AUGGAUCUCAAGAGUCUGAUCAGCACGAUACUGAAUCCGUUGGCCGGUCUCAAGACGGUUUGCACGCUUCCGACCUUGCCGCAGCUGAACCUGGAUUUUCUGCAGACGACGCUGCAGCUGGAAAACAGCUGGCGAGACAUCGCCAGCAACCCUCAGGAUUUAGAUUCUCGUGCUCAACUACAGCAGGAUACGAUAUGGGAAUCGUUAAAGACCGAGCACGACUACAUACUCGCGUUGGGGCUACUGGUGGAGGUAAAAAAUAGCUUCGACCAUUUGCGGACCAAGGGCUUCGCCGAAGGUGUCGAUGGAAGCUCCGUGUUCGGUAACAUAGCCGAAGUGUGCCGAGUUAACGUCGACCAAUGGCUGAAGUUUUUCCACCCAUUGCUGGAGACAGCUCGCCAGUCGAACGUUGCCAUCAACCCCGAAAAGCUCACCGACAUCUGCACCAACUUCGUCAACCUCUUCCAACCGUACGUUUCGUACUGCCUCGCGUACUCAGAUCAAGUGGACUACAUCAAUAAGCAGAUGAAAGUCAAUGAAGACUUUCGGAAUUUUCAUGAGAAAUUCAUCAAAAUGAUCAACUUCCAAAUAAAGUACAAGCAGAAGUAUACAGUGCUGCGCGAAAUAAUGGACUGCAUCGUUUCCUACGAUGUGAUAUGCACCACGGACGGCGAGUUAAGACAGGACGAGUACCUGCUGAUGCGCAACUGCAAAAGCCUGACGCAAAGCUGCGAGGUUUAUGGCAAAGGGGCUUCCUCCGUAAUGCGGCAGAAUGCAACACUUAACGAUAAUGACGUCUUGCCUUACCUCAGACCUCACAAGCGAGAGUCCUAUUUCAAGCACAGACCCGAAAUGAUCGGGGAACACGGCCGAUCAUUGAGCAUCAAUUCGGCUCGAAAUUCGCUGUCUCUCACUAUGCGCAAGAGAUUCAGCGUUGACGAGGCUUUUCUGGCACUUGGAAAGCACUUGAAUAUAAGUAGAGGCUUCGAAAGUGUGUCCCUGAAGAACAGGAGAAGCUUGGAACUGUUUUCUGAGAGCAUCGCUCCUCAACGACCAGUGUCGUGCAUUGAAAACGUUUUGAGCAAUUUUCACGACUCUCCUGAAAAUCCAUCACCAUCAUUGCUGAUACAAGACAAAGUGAAAUCUUCGCCGCUUCAGAUAUCGAGCAUCGAAAACAAUACCUCUCAAAACAUGUCACAAAGUUUGCCGAGGAUCAAAGUGGAUCAGGUCGACAUUCCAACUUCUUCGAAACAUCAAGAUCAUAGUGACCGUAGCUGCAGCACCUUUAAUGUUCCAAAUGACGUCAGACUGAGCGGUGAAGCUGUCCCUCUUGAUCAUGUGCGACACAUCGAGGAACAACUGCGGACUUUGUCUUUGCUCUGUCGACCGACCGAUAAUCCGUGCCUUCACCGACGGGUCAGAGCAAGCAACCUCCACGCUUUUGACUUGCAAGAUUUGAUGGGCCCUCUGCAGGAGGAGUCAAAAGGAGGUUCUGACGCCGUCAAUUCUGCCAUUACUGAAGCCCUAGCCACUGAAAAAUGCAAAUGUACCCGGGAUAAGCAUCUGGUCGAGGAACUACAACGGGCUAAAUCUCUGUCAGAGGAUACUAAGGUAGUUAUAUCGAAAUCUUUCGAUGACAGUGCAAAACUUUCUGAGCUCUCAGCUUGUGACGACCCGGUUGAGAUUCUCCAGCAGUCCUCAGGCACUAUCUCAAACGACGGGUAUUAUUCCCUACGAAGAAAACACUGCAAAAAGAUAAAAAGCAAUCAGCAGUACCAAGACACGUUACAUCACUUUCUGGAAUGCGCGGCGGAAGUUUCGGAAGUGUAA
Soboliphyme baturini is the source of this 1830-nucleotide messenger RNA. NCBI's taxonomy places the organism in Eukaryota, Metazoa, Nematoda, Enoplea, Dioctophymatida, Soboliphymatidae. The record is from the annotation of a GenBank genome assembly.